This is a messenger RNA of Cuscuta epithymum, 11576 nucleotides long. Lineage: Eukaryota; Viridiplantae; Streptophyta; Magnoliopsida; Solanales; Convolvulaceae. The record is from the annotation of a GenBank genome assembly.
UGAUAGGCUCGUUCCGUGCCUAUCUUUUCAACCAUAUUUUGGGUAUUAAUUGUCUAAUUUUUAUAAUUAAUCGGGUGACUAUUGGGGAUUUUGAGUAAAAAUUUGCUAUUUUUCGGUCCCGGUGGCAUUCAUAUUCAGUAUAGUAUUUUUCUACACAAUUUAACGUUUUUGGAGUAAUUUGAUUGUAAAGUUACAUGUUAUUAGAGAGUGUGGUGAGUUGUUAUUGUAUAGGCCGAGUUUGCGUGAAUAAUACAUUAUGUUUGGACUGGAUCAUUGGCGGUUUGUUUUAGAAGUUAUCAAGUGCAAUCCAAAGGAAAAAGAAAGAACGAGCAUCCCAAAAAGGAAAAAAAAAACCGCAGCACCGUUCUUUUUACUUGGCAGCAGCCGCACCAGGGGGAUAUUCCUUUCUAUUCGUAGCAGCAGUUCACUUAGGAGCAGAUCAGUAUCACUCAUUCUUUCCUUUCAUUUUUUUUUGAAGUUAGCCGUAGCACUACGAUUCUUUCUGUUCCUGAAAUCAAUUAGCCGCAGCAGAGUUUAUUUCCAUUCUUGUGUUCUGUCCUUAGUGAAUCAGCCGCAUCAGCAAGAAAGAAAAUCAGAACGGUUUCUAAACUGCACUCCUCUUUCAAUUUUCUCCUAGUUAAUUUAGAUUUCAAACAUUCAUUGUAAGUUAAACAUAUUUUGCAUUACUUAGUUUCAGAUCUGAAUUAACUUUCGAAGAUGUUUUUCUGUAGUUGAUAAUUAAGAAUUUCCCAGAGAAUUAUUCUACUUCAAUUUUUCUAGCCCUUAUCAUGCUUAUCAAUAUGAUUGUGAUGUUAAUUUUUAGUAUGAGUAACUAAUUUCUUAUAGGGUUUGAAUUGGGGCUAGGGUUCAUGGGUUCUUGAGGGUGUGAAUUUAGUUUUUCUGAAAUUCAAUUAAUUUUCUGGAAAAUUGUAUAAGAUUAAUCAUAAUUGUCUAUAUGAAUUUGAUCACCUCAUAUAUGAAUUUUUGGAUUUAAUUCAACUCUUGUCUAUGAGAAAUUGAGUUAAAUUAGCUCGGAUCUUAUACAAGCAAUCUGAUCUUAGAAAUAAGUUAGGAUUGUGAUAAAAUGAUUUUAUUCUUGUCUAUGAGAAGUGAUUUCAUUUUUUUUUGUCCAGGAAUAAUUAAAAAUCAAUUUAGUUAAUUCUAAUCCCGAAAGAACACCCAGAACCCGAACCAUUCAAUUUGAACCCUGUUUUAAUAUUCUGAAUCAAUUUACUUAUUUUUUCAUCUAUUUAUUUUUGCACUUGCUGUUCGUUAAUUUUUUUAAACCAUCCAAAAAAAAUAUUCAUUCGGAAAGAUUACCAUGACUUGUGCUAGCCUGUGAUCACGGACUGUAUUUAAAACUUCCCUUUGCCACUCCUUGAGAGACGAUACUCGUGAUCUGGUUAUUCUUCGGAUUAGCCAACUACGUUUUACUUCACUAAAAAAAAAAUACACCGAUCAAAUGGCGCCGUUGCCGGGGAGUGGCACAGUUGUUUGUUAAGUACUUUCUGUGGAAUAGGUAAAAGCAAGUCGGUGAGACUUUCUAUUUUUUUUCCUGUUAUUUGUUUGUCGUUUUUGGUGUUCUUUGCACGUGAACUAAGCUGCAGGAACCGGUGUAUGCACACACGUGCUCGGGGAACUGAAGGCUUGAUCCCAUUGAAUCCAAACCCCGAGAGUAUUUUGAGAAGAAGAAAAGGAAGGUCAAGAAACAUGGCCGGAGAACAACAGCCCGCAAGGAGGACAAUGUAUGAACAAAUUACUCCGCAAUUUGCAGAGGUUGAUGGAAUAACCAUGUCGGGCAUUGAAGCUGCAAAUUACCAACUAUCUCCCGGAUUAAUCAGUCUAGCCCAGAGAAACCAGUUCGGAGGGAUGAGACAUGAAGACGCCCAGACACAUAUGCGUUGGUUCAACCGUCUCUGUCGGACUUCCCGAAUCAAUGGAGUUUCUGAAGCAGCUAACAAACUACUUUUGUUCCCAUUCACUCUAAGGGACAAGGCGCAACACUGGCUCGAUAGCCACACUUUUGCCACCUGGGAUGAAUUAUACCAAGCUUUCAUGAAACAGUACUGCCCAGCAUCCGCAGGAAUCAAAGCCAAGGCAACUCUCCAGAACUUUAGGCAAGGGAGGAACGAGACAUUGAGUGAGGCAUGGGAGCGGUACAAGGAGCUCCGAAUUAACUGUCCAUCCAACAUCAUGGAGAGCAUGGACACCAUAUUUCACUUCUACAAUGGGCUGUCCAUUGAGAGCAAAAAGGAGUUGGAUUACUCUUCUAAAACAGGUUCAAUCCUAAGGCUGACAUCAGGAGAAGGUGAAGAACUGAUAGAGACUAUUACCUCAAAUGAGAGGUACUGGUAUGAUGAGCGAAGUGAAAGAGCUCCACAGAAGGCAGGAUUAUAUGAGGUUGAUUCUAGUACAGUUGCUGCCGCAAAAUUGGAUGCUCUUGUCCUAAAGUUUGAGAAACUCUAUGAAGCUCAGGCGCAGAACCAACACCAAGGUGGCCAGGGGAUGAACCAGAGGAGUGUUCGACCAAUGCCAAACCAGAAUCUAGUGAGAGGCAUGGUGCUUUCGUGUGAUCAUUGUUUCGGAGCCCACCUGACCAAUUCAUGUCCUCAAUUCUUUGAAGAGCCCAUUUCACCUCAAGAAGUAAAUCUUAUGGAAUAUGCUAAGAAAGGAGAGGGUCCACUAGCACCUCAAUACCAAGGAAACCGAGGUAACUUUGCUGGCUACAACAACCAGAGGAAUAAUUUUCAGAGUGGUGCAAACCAGUGGAGAGAUACUAACCGCCAAGGUGGGUACCAACGAGGCCAAGGAAGUGGCAGCAAUCAGCCUUAUGUGCCCCCACAUAUCAGACAAGAUAAUUCAGCUCAUUCCCAACAAGAUUUGUGCUUGCAGAGCUGACACGGGCUAGAGAAGAAAAUGAAUUAAGAGAUAAAAGGGCAAGAGAGGAAAAGAUAUUGAUGGAGCAGCGGUUGAGGAACCUUGAGCUGCAACAUGAGCAACGAAUGCGGGAACUAGAGAACAGAUUCUUUGGAGGUCCUUCCGGGAGGCAGUCUGAAAGCCUUCCCAGCACUACAGAGCUAAACCCAAGAGAGCAUGUGAAUGCAAUAAAUCUGCGCAACGGGAAGCAAGUUCCUGAACCAAUGGUGGAUGCGAAGGAGAGCCAAGCCAAGAAUGUUCCUAACUGUCCAAGAAAGAGUGCAGAGCCAGUCAAUGUCCCAAAACCUAUUCAAAGACAAUCUGAAGAUGAACUAGAGUUCAAUUCUGAACAGCCAGGCCAGAGAGAGGGCAAGGCAAUCAUCGAGCCGAAUACACUUCAACAAGAGGCCAAGAGGGCUAAUGCACCAGUUGUUCCAUUCCCUGCUCGUGUCAAGAAGGGCGAGGACCGCAAGAGAGAAUACAAGUUUAUGGAGAUGAUUCGCAAACUACAUGUGGAUAUGCCACUCACAGAAGUACUUGCGGAGAUGCCUAAAUAUGCAAAGUUCCUGAAGGACUUAAUCACCAACAAAAAGAGGCUGGAGGAGUACUCUGUGGUUGACCUAAAUGCUGAGUGUUCAGCUGUGGUGACAAAAAUGAUGCCGGAAAAGCUCAAGGAUCCAGGUUCUUUCACCAUACCUUGUUCUAUUCAUGAUUAUGUUUUUAAAAAUGCACUAGCUGAUCUAGGAGCCAGCAUCAACUUGAUGCCAGCUUCUCUUGUUAAUAAGUUGGGACUGGGUGGAAUGAAACCCACUAGGAUGUGUCUUCAAUUAGCUGAUCGCUCUGUUAAGUACCCAAGUGGUAUUAUUGAGGACGUCCUAGUCAGGGUUGGUGAGUUUAUUUUUCCUGUAGACUUUGUCGUUAUGGAUAUAGAGGAGGAUCGUGGUACCCCUCUUAUUUUGGGGCGGCCUUUCUUGGCCACUGCCCGUGCUGUUAUUGAUGUGUCUGAUGGUUCAUUGACUCUGAGAAUUGGAGAGGACACUUGUACUUUUCGACUCUCAGAAGUUAUGAACCACCCCGAGGCACAAACUGAGAGCUGUAAUUUUCUUCAUAUGUAUGAGUGCAUUGAGGAUUAUUUAUUUGGGGGCCAGGGUGAGAUUGAUUAUUCUGAUGAUACUGCAUGUGGUGAGGUCUUAGAUGUGGGUAUGUGUGAUGAUGAAAUGUUAUCUCAUGAACUUAAAUGCUCUGUUGAUGAUUUGCUAGGAGAAGCCUCUCAAGAGGUUUCAGGUAGUAUUGUUGUUGACACACCCCCAUGUGAGCAGUUUUCUGAGCUUAAAAGGCUCCCAGAACACCUACAGUACGCUUCAUUGGAUGAUGAGGGCAAACACCCCAUUAUCAUUGCUUCUGAUUUAGAGAGAGAUGAAAAAGAUAAGGUUGUGUCCUUGCUUAGGCGGCGUGAAGGGGCCAUUGCCCGCACGCUGGGGGAUAUUAAGGGGAUCGAUCCUACCUUUUGCACACAUAGGAUUAGCAUUGAGGAAGGGUUCAGCCCGACAGUGCAACCACUGCGCAGGUUGAACCCUAAUUUGAUGGAGGUUGUGAGAACCGAGAUAUUGAGGCUUUUAGAUGCAGACAUUAUAUACCCAAUUUCUGAUAGUAGUUGGGUGAGUCCUAUUCAUAUGGUUCCUAAGAAAGGGGGAAUGACUGCUGUUGAGAAUGACAAAGGGGAGUUAAUACCUACUCGCAUUGUGUCAGGGUGGCGGAUGGUGAUUGAUUACCGAAAACUAAAUGAUGCCACCCGGAAGGACCACUUCCCUUUGCCAUUUAUUGAUCAGCUAGUUGAGAAUUUAGCAGGGCACGGGUAUUAUUGUUUCUUAGAUGGGAUGAGUGGGUACUUUCAGAUUCAUGUAGACCCUAGAGAUCAGGAGAAGACCACCUUUACUUGUCCCUUUGGCACUUUUGCUUUCCGUAGGAUGCCCUUCGGUUUGUGUAAUGCUCCUGCUACAUUUAUGCGUUGUAUGUUAGCCAUUUUUGACAGGUUUAUUGGCGAUUUCAUGGAAGUAUUUAUGGAUGAUUUUUCUUUGUUCGGUGAUACUUUUGACUCUUGCUUAGCUAACCUUGACAUGGUGCUUGCUAGAUGUGAGGAGACCCACUUGGCCUUAAGUUGGGAGAAAUGCCACUUUAUGGUCAGGGAGGGUAUUGUUUUAGGGCAUAAGGUUUUUGAAAAGGGAAUUGAGGUUGAUAAGGCGAAGGUUGUGGCAAUAGAGAAACUUCCAUAUCCAACCACAGUAAAAGCCAUCCGUAGCUUUCUUGGGCACGCUGGCUUUUACCGCCGGUUCAUACAGGAUUUCUCUAAGAUUGCCCGACCUUUGACUAAUCUUUUAGGGAAAGAUGUACCUUUUGAUUUUUCACCUGAUUGUGUUGUUGCUUUUGAUACUUUGAAAAGGAAAUUGACUGAGGCUCCCAUUCUUGCUACACCCGAUUGGUCUUUACCUUUCGAGAUAAUGUGUGAUGCUAGCGAUCAAGUGGUUGGGGCUAUCCUGGGUCAAACCAAGGAUAAGCACUUUCGCCCUAUCUACUAUGCCAGUAAGACUUUAGCGGGGCCUCAGCUCAAUUAUACCACUACUGAAAAAGAGUUUUUGGCUAUUGUGUUUGCUUUGGAGAAAUUUAGACCCUACAUCAUUCUUUCUAAGGUAAUUGUCUUCACUAACCAUGCGGCUUUGAGGUAUUUACUUCAGAAGAAUGAUGCAAGGCCUAGGCUUCUCCGCUGGAUUUUGUUGUUGCAGGAAUUCUAUGUGGAGAUCAAAGACCGAAAGGGGACUGCUAACCAAGCAGCAGAUCAUCUAUCUAGACUAGAGACUGAAGUGGUGGAGACAUUCAAAAAGUUUGAGCUUGAAGAGACUUUUCCAGAUGAGAGGCUUCUAGCCAUUCAACACAGUUCAAAGAUGCCUUGGUAUGCAGAUCUCGCUAACUUUCUUGUGGGCAAAGUUGAACCUGCCAGGAUGUCUCGCCACAUGAUUAAGAGAUUGAAGUCUGAAGCCAAGCAUUACUUCUGGGAUGAUCCACACCUGUUCAAAAUUUGUGCUGACCAAGUUGUGAGAAGAUGUGUACCUGAACAAGAAGGAAAGGAGAUUCUAAUGCAUUGUCAUACUGGACCCACAAGAGGUCACUUCUCAGGAGAGAGGACUGCCAGGAAAGUUCUUGAUUGUGGAUUCUAUUGGCCCACCAUUUUUAAGGAUGCUCAUGCUUAUGCUUCAGCUUGUGAUCAGUGCCAGAGGACUGGGAACAUAUCCCAGAGGGAUGAGAUGCCACAACACUAUAUUUUGCCAUGUGAAGUGUUCGAUGUGUGGGGAAUUGAUUUCAUGGGCCCUUUCCCGAGUUCGAAAGGGAACAAGUUCAUAAUAGUUGCUGUUGAUUAUGUGUCCAAGUGGGUGGAGGCCCAAGCAUGUUCCACGAAUGACACUAAGGUGGUUGUCCGAUUCUUAAAGAAGUUAUUUGCACGAUUUGGUGUUCCCAGAAUCUUGAUCAGUGAUAGGGGCAGCCAUUUCAGAAGUGACCUUAUGGCCCGUAUCCUUCAGCGAUAUGGUGUUCAGCACAGAAGCGGAGUGGCCUACCAUCCCCAGUCUCAAGGCUAGGUUGAAAAUUCAAAUAGAGAAAUCAAGGCAGUAUUGGAAAAGACAGUUGGUCGGUCAAGAAAGGACUGGGCAGAAAAGCUUGAUGAUGCUUUGUGGGCUAUUCGAACAGCAUAUAAGACUCCUGUUGGCGCCACACCAUUCGGGUUGGUUUAUUGAAAAUCAUGCCAUCUUCCAGUGGAGGUCGAGCAUAAGGCAUUUUGGGCUCUGAAGAAUGUUGUAUUUGACCUUGAAGGAGCUGGAAAGGAGAGAUUUUAUAAGCUGAAUGAGCUUGAAGAGUGGCGUGCUAUGGCCUUCCACAACAACCAUUUGUAUAAGGAGCGAGUGAAGCAAUAUCAUGAUAGGCACAUCAAGCAGUCCCGCGAGUUUAAAGUUGGAGAUCAGGUGCUGUUGUAUAAUUCUAGGUUGAAGUUGUUCCCUGGAAAACUGCGUUCCAGAUGGUCAGGGCCAUUUACAGUGACUGAGAUCUAUCCGUAUGGCACCAUUGAGUUGCAUGAUCCUGAAAGGGGAAACUUUAAGGUUAAUGGUCAUCAAGUGAAGCUCUAUUAUGGUGAGAAAGUGAGCACUGAAAGGGAGGUUCUUUAUCUUAAGGAGAUUAGCGGCUGAGCAUGAUCUAUCGUCAAGCUAAUGACGUUAAAGAAGCGCUUCUGGGAGACAACCCACCAGAAAAAAAAGGAAAAAAAAAAGAAAAAGAAAAAAAAAAAGAAUUAGGAGUUUGUUAUUUCUUGUUUCUGCAUUUUUUUUCCCAUUGUUUUUGUGAUUUCUUCCUGUGGUUGUGCGGUUGGAGUUCUUUGUUUUGAAUUGCAGGUGCGGCAUGGGAGUCAUGAACUGAUUUCGGAAGAAUUACGGUCCUAUGUAGAUGGAGUUCCUCAGAGCUACAAGUUGCAGUUUGCUUCACAGAGUGGGAUGCUCAAGAUGUGGGGCCGUUGGCAGCUUCUAUAUGGCGCCACAUGCUGAUUUUUGAGGAAUAGAUAAGCUGGCCGUUGACAGUAGACCAUUUUGAUGGACAAGACUCUGCUGGCAGAUUCAGGUUGAAUUGGCGCUUUGAUUUUAUGACCCGGCGUAUGAGCAGACAGAGGAGUUUCAGCAGCUUCUUUCCCAACUAAUUUGGGCUAAAAACCUUCUGGGAAUGCCAUUCUACACAUGAUACAAAGUUUGAUGCUCAUAGAAGUUCUAACAGACUGUGAACCAGGCUGCCUUAAUGUGUUUCUUCAUUGGAAAUAACCUUCACAGUAGCAGUCAAAUCACGAGCAAGGUGCCAGAGUGUUUCAUUUUCUUCUUGUGCCGCAUUUUUGAGCACGUUUCAGUGGACAAAGCAGUGCCCGUAGGCUGGUUUUUACUUCACCAGUGCACCAGACAGCCAUUCACACUUACUCAAGAUUGAAAGAGUUCAAGUAGUGUACAAGGCAGUCUGUGUGCAAGAUUCAGCGGUAUAUAUGCAUCGAGGGGGCUGAGUUUUGAGUUAUUAAGGAGGCUAUUCACUGCUGUUUGGUUUGUACAGUAUUCUGCUAACUCUUACUACGCUGUUAAUAAUGUGUGGUUACUCUCAUAUUACUCCUUUGUUGAAUUGUGUUGAUUAUCAUUCUGAUUAUGAUGUGCUGUCGGGCUGAAAAUCAUUUUAUUCUUUAACUUGCCCCUGUUAUUGUUGUUUUAAUCUUUUCUUUGACCUCGAGGGCGAUGUCACCCCUAAGUGUGGGGAGGUUUGGUUUUAGCUUGGUCAUGACAUUUGGUGAUGAAAUUAUUCUGCCCAAGAACAUUUUGAGGUGUACAAAUUCUUUUUUCUGGUUUAGCAAUGCAACAGAGGUAACUUGUUAAUCUUUAUUUUCUAUUGUAAUUUUCCAUCUCCUCCAUCUUUCUUGGAAAGAAUUAGUAAUGGUGUAAUCAUCGGGGUGGUGUGUAUAUUCUCAGAAAUGUUGGCAUGUUGGAUGGUUUGAUUUGUGUUGAUUAAAUUCGGUUUUACUCGUGAUUCACUAGUCCGCUUCAAUAAUUGCUUGACUGGCCAGGUGUUGAAAAUCCUUACUCCAUAAGGAGCUCUGCUUUCUAAGCAUAUCGGGAUAACUUCAUGCUAAGUAGGUAACUGAUUCUUGUAAUGGGGUUACACUUCUUGUGUCGAGAAUUUCAUCCUCGAAAUGGGGCUCUGCUCAUCUCGCGAAUCACCCUGUGAGAGAGUUGAGUACACAGUAAUGAGAUAAACUCCUAGGCCCUAGAGCUUGAAUCAGUCCUGUAAUCCAGAACCUGGUCAACUUUUCAUAUUAAAAAAAAAACAAAAGAAUCACGAGUAUUCCGAGUUUUAUAACACAAUUCUUGGGUUUUUGGAAUGAUUGGUGGUUUGGAUUUCACACACCUGCACCGUUGGGACAAUCAUGCUUUUCUCUACAUUUUAGUCGGUUGGAGAGGAAUUUUACUUUUGAAAAUAUUGUUUAACAUGUGAAUCUUGGUUUCGUUGUUAAGAAAGAAAAGACCUUGUGCAGUCAUUUGUUUUGGGUGUGAAUGAUUUUUGAACCAGGUGUUGCAUGUGAUUAUUUAUGUUUUCCGUGGGUUUACUGCACUGUUGCUUGGGGGCAAGCAACGCUCAAGUGUGGGGAGAUUUGAUAGGCUCGUUCCGUGCCUAUCUUUUCAACCAUAUUUUGGGUAUUAAUUGUCUAAUUUUUAUAAUUAAUCGGGUGACUAUUGGGGAUUUUGAGUAAAAAUUUGCUAUUUUUCGGUCCCGGUGGCAUUCAUAUUCAGUAUAGUAUUUUUCUACACAAUUUAACGUUUUUGGAGUAAUUUGAUUGUAAAGUUACAUGUUAUUAGCGAGUGUGGUGAGUUGUUAUUGUAUAGGCCGAGUUUGCGUGAAUAAUACAUUAUGUUUGGACUGGAUCAUUGGCGGUUUGUUUUAGAAGUUAUCAAGUGCAAUCCAAAGGAAAAAGAAAGAACGAGCAGCCCAAAAAGAAAAAAAAAACCGCAGCACCAUUCUUUUUACUUGGCAGCAGCCGCACCAAGAGGGGUUUUUUUUUGGUUCUUUUCUGUUGGGAGAAAUCAGCCGCAGGAGUAGUUUUGCUCAAUUCGUUCUGCUCUGUCAAUUCGCCGCACCAGCAGCAAUCAAGAAGAAAGUAGCAGCAAUUUUUCUUUUCUUCUUUACUCCUGGAAUUAGCCGCAGCAGUAACAAAAGCUAAGGAACUUCUUUUUCAUUCAAUUUAUUUCAAUUCAAUUUACCUUUUGAGCAAGAAUUGUAAGUGUUAGCAGUUUUUACAUUACUAGUUCUUAAUUUUGAAGUGAAUUUCGAAUCUAUCUGUCUCAAAUUAACAAUUUCAGAAUUUUCCAUUUCAAACUCAUAAUUCCGUUUUUUUUUUGUUUCUAGUUCCGUUUUUGGAAUGAUUGGUGGUUUGGAUUUCACACACCUGCACCGUUGGGACAAUCAUGCUUUUCUCUACAUUUUAGUCGGUUGGAGAGGAAUUUUACUUUUGAAAAUAUUGUUUAACAUGUGAAUCUUGGUUUCGUUGUUAAGAAAGAAAAGACCUUGUGCAGUCAUUUGUUUUUGGUGUGAAUGAUUUUUGAACCAGGUGUUGCAUGUGAUUAUUUAUGUUUUCCGUGGGUUUACUGCACUGUUGCUUGGGGGCAAGCAACGCUCAAGUGUGGGGAGAUUUGAUAGGCUCGUUCCGUGCCUAUCUUUUCAACCAUAUUUUGGGUGUUUACUGUCUAAUUUUUAUAAUUAAUCGGGUGACUAUUGGGGAUUUUGAGUAAAAAUUUGCUAUUUUUCGGUCCCGGUGGCAUUCAUAUUCAGUAUAGUAUUUUUCUACACAAUUUAACGUUUUUGGAGUAAUUUGAUUGUAAAGUUACAUGUUAUUAGAGAGUGUGGUGAGUUGUUAUUGUAUAGGCCGAGUUUGCGUGAAUAAUACAUUAUGUUUGGACUGGAUCAUUGGCGGUUUGUUUUAGAAGUUAUCAAGUGCAAUCCAAAGGAAAAAGAAAGAACGAGCAGCCCAAACAGGAAAAAAAAACCGCAGCACCGUUCUUUUUACUUGGCAGCAGCCGCACCAGGGGGAUAUUCCUUUCUAUUCGUAGCAGCAGUUCACUUAGGAGCAGAUCAGUAUCACUCAUUCUUUCCAUUCAUUUUUUUUUGAAGUUAGCCGUAGCACUACGAUUCUUUCUGUUCCUGAAAUCAAUUAGCCGCAGCAGAGUUUAUUUCCAUUCUUGUGUUCUGUCCUUAGUGAAUCAGCCGCAUCAGCAAGAAAGAAAAUCAGAACGGUUUCUAAACUGCACUCCUCUUUCAAUUUUCUCCUAGUUAAUUUAGAUUUCAAACAUUCAUUGUAAGUUAAACAUAUUUUGCAUUACUUAGUUUCAGAUCUGAAUUUACUUUCGAAGAUGUUUUUCUGUAGUUGAUAAUUAAGAAUUUCCCAGAGAAUUAUUCUACUUCAAUUUUUCUAGCCCUUAUCAUGCUUAUCAAUAUGAUUGUGAUGUUAAUUUUUAGUAUGAGUAACUAAUUUCUUAUAGGGUUUGAAUUGGGGCUAGGGUUCAUGGGUUCUUGAGGGUGUGAAUUUAGUUUUUCUGAAAUUCAAUUAAUUUUCUGGAAAAUUGUAUAAGAUUAAUCAUAAUUGUCUAUAUGAAUUUGAUCACCUCAUAUAUGAAUUUUUGGAUUUAAUUCAACUCUUGUCUAUGAGAAAUUGAGUUAAAUUAGCUCGGAUCUUAUACAAGCAAUCUGAUCUUAGAAAUAAGUUAGGAUUGUGAUAAAAUGAUUUUAUUCUUGUCUAUGAGAAGUGAUUUCAUUUUUUUUGUCCAGGAAUAAUUAAAAAUCAAUUUAGUUAAUUCUAAUCCCGAAAGAACACCCAGAACCCGAACCAUUCAAUUUGAACCCUGUUUUAAUAUUCUGAAUCAAUUUACUUAUUUUUUCAUCUAUUUAUUUUUGCACUUGCUGUUCGUUAAUUUUUUUAAACCAUCCAAAAAAAAUAUUCAUUCGGAAAGAUUACCAUGACUUGUGCUAGCCUGUGAUCACGGACUGUAUUUAAAACUUCCCUUUGCCACUCCUUGAGAGACGAUACUCGUGAUCUGGUUAUUCUU